GUCAAUGUGACAGUGUCUCUUUGACCUUCACCAUGACAGACACGCGUCAGUUCGGUGAUCUUGCAACUCAACUUAUCGCAGAAUCUCGUAGAUCGACUCUAACAGACACUCUUCUCAAAUACAAUGACAAUCUUGUCCGAUCUAUCAUCCGGGAACAACGCGAUCUCGAAAAAAUGACCGAAACCAGUCAGAAUGUCACUCCAGCGAUGCUCAUCUUUCAAACAACCAUCGUACGAAACAAGAGAUGUCUCCUAGCAUAUCACAAGCACCGUAUGGAUAGGCUGCGCGAUAUGUACUGGACCGCAGGAGGUGCUUUACCGCAUAUCCUGAGCAAUCAGGAUAUUCGCAGCAAGCUCUCUCCUCAUGAAGUCGACUUCCUUCGCCAGUACACCAGUAUUACCCAUCCGCCCAAAGACUUGCAUGUGCUAGUUCACGUUAUCAGGGAUUGUGGGAUCAUACAAACUGAGCUUGGGACCAUCAAUUUUCAGAAGGGACAGAGAUUCAUGGUCAGGAGGGCUGAUAUCGAACACCUAAUUGUGCAAGGUUAUCUCGAGGAGGUUUAAUAGAGACACGUGGCGGUGUUUGCUUCUGCGCCAAACAACUCGGCACUUUGUCAAACGUGCCUACCCAUUACAUCAAGUACUCCACCACUAUAAUGCGGCGUGGUCUCUACAAUUGCUCGAGAUUGUCAUCAAGUGCAUUGAUCCCGCAAAAUCGCUUUCCUUCAUCUCCUAAAUACCUGUCUACACAUUUACGAUGGUUGUCAACCACAACUCCUAAGGCUUCUCGGUCCUAUACCGUCCAGCCAACAAACGAACGUUAUGAUCUUUUUUUUUCUGAGGGCUCUAGUCCUCCCAUGUUUACGCCAAAUAAAGGGGGUUCUGUUGGUUCUGAAGACAUAUCCGACCGUGAAUGGCAAAUCCGGACAGGUCAGUCUGGCAUGCUACU
Suillus bovinus is the source of this 948-nucleotide messenger RNA. RefSeq lists its product as uncharacterized. The transcript is spliced from 3 exons. Lineage: Eukaryota; Fungi; Basidiomycota; Agaricomycetes; Boletales; Suillaceae. Gene Ontology annotation, biological process: DNA replication; DNA strand elongation involved in mitotic DNA replication. Bases 33 to 563 code for a protein of 176 amino acids. The record is from RefSeq and is a predicted model, not a curated record. Gene Ontology annotation, cellular component: GINS complex.